AUGCCACGACGAUAUGGCCGGACGCGCCGCCCUCCGCCCAAGAACAUGGGCAAAACAUUCCUCGGCGGUUUACCCAUCGUACUUGUCACAUACCUCUACUUCAGGUACUUUCCGACGCCAGGGGGGGAGGACAUCGGGUCAAGCUUUCUCGCCGUCGAGUUUAUCAUCUGGGCGAUUCUCAUCGCGUUCGACGAACCCGCUUUUGUCAUCUAUUUCAUUCCCAGCCUGAUUGGCGCCGUCAUCUUCGCCGCACUGUCGCAUGCGGAUGUCGAUACCAGGGUGCAGUUCAUCAUAUGCAUUUCGCUGGCUCCGGCGAUGAUCUUGGCGUUCGCGUUCGCGGCCGUCUUGUAUGGCGUGAUGGCUUACUUCAUCUUGGGGUUUGCGUGGUCGCUCGGGUGCCACUUUGUGCUUCGACCGAUACGCAACUUUCCGAGUAUCGUGUACCGUCUUUCUGGGGGGAGAUAUGUGACUCGGUGGCCUAGGUUCCGGAGCAAGCAUCGGUUUAGGGACGUCAGACUUUGCGAGCGGUGCAAAGAGGUUGUCGGUCAGUCUGGCCUUUUGUCUGGGACAUGGGCCAUGUUUACGAGAGCAGAGGAGCGUCACCUGCUGUGCGACAGGAUCCAGGAGAUGGAGGAUAGCGGGUGUAGUCUCUGUGAGGCUUUGUUGAGUCAGCGAUUGGCAGAUGAGGAGGAAACGGGGGCACCUAUACUCAUCAGGGGUUACGGUACCGUGAAUACUCGCUAUGGGGAACGUGAUCUCGAAGCGGGAGGUGUCAAGCUGAAGCUUGAGUUUGUCAGGAACCCCCUUUGGUCAGAACAAGGGCCGACCCUGGCCGUCUCCCUCGAGGCGGGUGGCGCCAAGAAGGAGCUGGGUCUACAAGUGUCAGAGGGGCUCUUAACGGCCGAGCAGAAAAUCCCCAGGUUCACCGGCUCAGAUGCUACGGUCAAGACCAUCACAACCUGGCUGAAGGACUGUUCCAGCCAUAAAGCCUGCCAGCUCCCCCACAACACCCCUCCAUUCCGACCAACCCGCCUCAUCGCCGUCGGCACGGUCAAGAACCCCAAACUCCGCCUCAUCGACACCAAAUCCGACAUGGACUUCCUGAUCGACCUCAAGGACGGCGCAGGCGAAUACGUCGCCCUCUCCCACUGCUGGGGCGGCAACAUCGCCUGCAAGCUCACCACCUCCCGGCACAGGUUCAUGAAGAACUACAUCACCGAGGACACCCUCCCCCUCAACUUCCGCCACGCCAUCGCCACCACCCGCCGGCUAGGCAUCUGCUACCUCUGGAUCGACUCCCUCUGCAUCAUACAAGACUCCCCCGCCGACUGGGCGGCCGAGUCCCCCACCAUGGGCCAAGUCUUCACCCACGCCCACUGCGUCCUCGCCGCGACAGCAUCGUCCGAUUCGACCGGCGGCUGCUUCCGAGACCGAUCGCUCUCGUGGGUCGAGCAGAACAUCAUGACCUCCGAAGAAAGGAGGUGUUUUGUCUCCAACCCGCCGCCGCUGAGAGCGCUCUUUUACUGGAGGGUGGAGCAAUCGCCGCUCACCAACCGCGCGUGGGCUUUCCAGGAGAGGUUGCUGGCGAGGAGGGUGAUACACUUUUGCGAGGAUGUGGUGCUGUUUGAGUGCAACACUCUCCAGGCGUCCGAACUACACGUGAACGGGGUGGGGUAUGACAGCACGCCGUACAUGGUGCAGGAUGGGAGGUUGGUCAACUGGAUCGAGGCGAUUCGGUCGUUGACGGGGCAGCACAACAUCAAUGGGGAGGGGCAUACUCCCCAGGAGAGGAGAGCGGUGAGAGGGAUAAGAGGGGCGUUGGAUGUGCUGCAGAGGUUGGGGCCGGUGGAGACGCAGAGGUUCGGGGAGAAGGUCGAGUUUUGGAAGAGGUGGUAUGAGAUUGUGAGUGUUUAUAGCAAGGGGCAGCUGACGAGGCAGACAGAUCGAUUGGUCGCGUUGGCGGGAGUGGCAGAGCUGGUGCAGCAAAGAGGAAAGGUGGGUUAUCUGGCUGGGUUGUGGGACUCGGAGCUGUUGGCUCUAGGGCUGUUGUGGGUUGUGAAGGAGGUAGAGGAGAGGCAGGAGAUGUAUUGUGCGCCGUCUUGGUCUUGGGCGUCGGUCAGUGGUAGGAUUGGGUUUCUGCCGAGGGGGAUCUUGGAUAAGAUCAACUCCAAAGAGCAUGACCUUGUCUUUUGCACAGACGUGGAAAAUGUGGAGGUGUGGCGGAAUGGGAAGCUUGUGUCGGAGGCAAGGAGUUUGGUGGAUAAUGGGACCCUGACCGUCAGUGGACCGGUUGCUAGGGGAAGUCUGGCGGACGGAGAAGGAAUUCGGCUGACUGGCACGAGUACUAAAAGUGCCACGGUGUUGAAAUGGGUUCCCGAUUGGAAGUUGGAGGACAUGGAAAAGGGUCUACAAGAAGUCUUCGUGAUUCAUUUGGUCAAAGUAUUCUUUGAAGACGAGGUACGGAGCUAUGGGCUGGUAAUCAGGGGUAAGGACGAUGUUGGCACAAAUAUAUUUGAGCGAAUCGGUGUGUGGUCCGCCGACUCAGACAUGGCGAUGGAAAACAUUGCUUGGGAGCGACAAAGAGUCGUUCUGGCGUAG
Molecule: messenger RNA, 2598 nt
Organism: Podospora anserina S mat+
Lineage: Eukaryota; Fungi; Ascomycota; Sordariomycetes; Sordariales; Podosporaceae
Exons: 1
Coding region: 1-2598 (865 amino acids)
Source: RefSeq, a predicted model, not a curated record